This is a messenger RNA of Chlamydomonas reinhardtii, 2900 nucleotides long. RefSeq lists its product as uncharacterized. The record is from RefSeq and is a predicted model, not a curated record. Gene Ontology annotation, molecular function: pyruvate dehydrogenase (acetyl-transferring) kinase activity. The transcript is spliced from 10 exons. Gene Ontology annotation, cellular component: mitochondrion. Bases 207 to 1889 code for a protein of 560 amino acids. NCBI's taxonomy places the organism in Eukaryota, Viridiplantae, Chlorophyta, Chlorophyceae, Chlamydomonadales, Chlamydomonadaceae. Gene Ontology annotation, biological process: protein phosphorylation; regulation of glucose metabolic process.
AACAGUUCAUGUCAAGUAUUAGAGCCAGAUAACCCAUUGACCCUCUCAACACGCACGGCAUACGUGAGGGCAGUCUUGAGCACCCUGCCGACGGCUUGAUAAAUAAUACAUGUUGGAGCUCGUGUAGAGCAGCUGGCUUUGCGAAGCCGGAGGGGGCUUAGACCGCACGUGGCAGUCCAGGGCGGACCGCGCGUAGCGACGUUGUCAUGGGGCGUGAGGCACCAGUGCUGGCCCAGCUAGCAUCAUGCCUUAGCUUUGCCCCUCAAUCUGCGAUCCUCGGGAGAUCAAUUCGGCUCUUGGUAGCAAGUGGCCCCAGAGUCGGUAACGGCACCGCACGCAGCGCCGCAGUCUCUCACCAACCGGCGUACGACUCCACACCUUGGGCGGACGGAUUCCCUAGCAAGCAUCAGGCGGCUAGCAGCGGGCACCUUGAUAGCUUGUCAUCAGCGCGCGACCUGACCUGUGCCAGUGCGGGCUUUAAGCUGCUUCCACGCCGAUCCUCGGGCUGCACAGCGGGGAGAGACGCUGGCGUUGUGCCCUCGCCUCCGGAUUUCCUUCUGCAAAGACAGCACACGAGCCAACGGGACCUAAGCACACAGCUGCCGACCUCACGUUGGAGCUCGGCACCAUCCGCGCCACCACCAGCAAUCUCGGCGCAGGGGCCUGGGCUGCGGGCUGGGCUCUGGCCACAUGCACGCGGCUGGAGCCCUAGCGACCUGGGGCGACCUGCCUGGGCCGCGCAGAAUGCGCUGGUAACAGAGCUAGCGACAACCUCUCGGAGACUAUACCAGACAGUGCCGACUAGCCUACAGGCAGAUAUCGACAAGUCGGCGCACAAAAAGCAGACAGGCGUAAGCCUGAAGCACCUGCUGGACUUCGGCACGCAGCCGCUGGAACGGCAGAUGCUGCUGUCGGCGCGCUUCCUGCACGCCGAGAUCCCCAUCCGCCUUGCGCACCGGCUCAAGGACCUGUCCAACCUGCCCGAGGCCCUCUCCAAUGAGCCCCACGUGCGCCGGGUCAAGGGAUGGUACACGGCGUCGUUCGCGGACUUCAGGUCGUUCCCGGCCAUCAAGGACGGCGUGGACUGCGUCAAGUUCACGGCCAUGCUGUCCAACGCCUUCCGCCGCCACAACAACGUGGUGCCGGCCAUAGCCAAGGGAGUGGAGGUCUACAAGCGGGAGCUGGAGCGCACGGGCGAGUCCACCGAGGCGCGCGAGAGCGAAAUCCAGCACUUCCUGGACACAUUCUUUCUGUCCCGCAUCGCCAUCCGCUUCCUGGCCGGCCACCACAUCAGUAUGUUCGACCCGCCCCGCCCCGAGCACAUCGGCCUGGUGCACACCAAAUGCAACCCGUUCCAGGUGGCGUCCGACGCGGUCGCAGAGGCUCGGGCCAUAUGCUUUCGGGAGUACGGCAGCGCGCCGCAGGUCAAGAUGCUGGGCAACAGCGAGCUCACGAUGGCCUACGUGCCCUCGCACCUGCACCACAUGGUGUUUGAGUUGGUGAAGAACAGCCUGCGGGCGGUGCAGGACCGCUUCAACGACAGCGACUCGGAGCCGCCCGCCAUCCAGGUAGUGGUGGCGGAGGGCCUGGAGGACGUCACCAUCAAGGUGUCAGACCAGGGCGGCGGCAUUCCGCGCUCGGGCCUGCAGCGCAUCUGGACCUACCUCUACACCACCGCCCGCUCGCCGCUGCCCGAGGUGGACAUAGACACCUCCAACAUGCCCGCCGUGCUGGCCGGGUACGGCUGUGGACUGCCGCUCAGUCGGCUCUACGCCCGGUAUUUUGGCGGCGACCUGCAGAUGAUCUCCAUGGAGGGCUACGGCACUGACGCCUACCUGCAUUUGGCGCGCCUGGGCAACGAUGAGGAGCCGCUGCCCGGGUCCGUGUAAGCCCACGAGAACAUGUAGCGGGCUCCGUGAUGUCCAGCGCUCGGCGGUAUGAGUGCCGCCCUGCCAUGGGCCUGGGUGGGAUGCCGCCAAGCAGCCAUCGGCUGGCAACGUAGGAUGGCCCGCGGUGGAGUGGGUAUAAGCUGACCGUAAAGCAGAAAGCGUGUGCAUUAGUGUGCGAGGUUAGGGUAGCAUGCACGUAUCAUGCUCAUGUUGUCAUGGACUACAGAUGCUUGCAGGUUUAGCCGUAGAUCAGAGGUGUGGGCGGCCAUACUUUCGUGGCAAUGUUUAUUGGUACAGGCCGCUGGCCUAACAUAGCGAACGGAUGUGGACCGUUUGCUGGGACGGCCUGAAGAGGGGGGGACACUUUUGCUACUUGUGUUGCUCUUUGUGCGCCCCGUGUGGCAUGGAUGCAUCGGCGGCAUUACCACAGUAUGGAAUUGCUGCCUACUUGGAUAAGCGCACAAAUGCGCGCAGGAGGUGCACAACUGCGUAUGCAUGCGAGACUUACGUCAUAAAGCAUCGCAUCACUCUCAGAAGUGAUGUGCGGUUCAUUGGGGGUCUGCGCGUAUGUGCUCCGCAGGAGGCGCAGCUUGGGAACCACGGGAGGGGCGGAGGGCCAAGACUCUGAUGCCUGAGACCCUGAGUACCGGUUUAUAGAUGUCAGAACGUCGGUGAUAUGAACGGCACCGUAUCAUCAUACUGUAGGUAAGGGAUCUCUCCGCACGGCAUGAACCUUGGGGAUGCAAGGCAAUCCACACGAUAAUAAUACUGGCGCGAAGGCCGCUGUUGACAAGGAAGCAGGUGCAGGUGGUAUAAGUGGCUGGAAGUGCUGGACUACGAGGGCUGAUUACGAAGCAGGGGGCCUUGCAGCCCCUAGCACGAUGCAGCGGUAAGGGGGCGCAGGGGCAGGGGCCGCAGGGCGCAACAUGCUGCGGGUUUCGGCCGGCGGCGGUGUCAUUGCCAUUGCAACCCUAAUCUCGCGCGCAAAUCUGUUUGUAACUUCAAUGUCGC